AUCUGACUUGGUGCAACCUGAUUCGCGAACUUGGUGCAACGUGCUUCGUGAGGUUGGUGCUACGUGAAAUGUCCUGCAUGUUACGUGAACUUCAACGUCGCAUACUGCAACAUGUGCUAAAUCAUGGUCGAAGGCUUGCGCAUUGUCGGUUGAUAGUUGUCGGCUGGAGGCUUUGCCGACAUGGCUGACUUAAGAACAUAUGCCAGCUAUGCGGAUAUUGAUCAAAGUAGAGGUGAGGGAGGAAGCCAGGAUUCGAGGGAGAGGAGAGGGAGAAAUGUAGGAGUUUCUCGCUCUCUCUACCACUUACCUUCGCUUUCGUUUGAAGGCAAAUUAAGCUAUCUUCUGAAUCACCCUGGAAGAGGAGCUGGUGGAUCGGCUGACAGACGGAGGUGGAUUGUGUGACAGAGGGAAGCCUAAGUAUAAGAUGGCGGGCUCAAUCUGCAUGAGAGAAAGCGGGAGGGCGAUCGUCUUCCUACGAGAUCUGCCAUCUUCUUCCUCUGCGCAUGGCGGGCGAGACAUCAGUAUGCUCAUCUUUCCAAGUCCUAACCGGUUUUAUAUCAGCGAAGGAACUAGACGAGCAGGAGGAGGAAAGAGAAGGGAAGAGUGUGCGCCAAAAUGUCGGGGGUGGCCAGGGUUAGCUAGAUCGCAAGGAAGAAGACCAGGUUCAGCUGAUGGCUGUGAAAGACGGCCAGCUAGUUCGUCGAUGAACGGGUGCAGGGGCCUGUUGAAUGAAGGAUGGGGAGAAGGGACACCAAAGAAGAAGGCUGUUCAGCAAGAAAGUACGAUGGUGAGGUGUAGGGAAGGUGGUCGGAGAAGGGUGGGUUUGAAGAGUGUAGCAGAGGGCGAUUCCAUCAUCAGCUGUUUGGGUAUAUCGAGGACUAUUUGUCUAAGGGGUCCUAGUUGGUCGCCAUCGUCGGCAUGCGCUUCGGAUUCCUCCAGGGUGCCCUUCAUCCAUCCUCCGCAUGGAAAGUAUUCCAGUCGGCAUGCGCACACAGAGGGGAGGGAAGGGGAAAAGAAGGAGGAGCAUGGGAAAAACGGCGUAGGGAGUGUGACAAAUUUUCAACGGUCAAUAGAAGUGAGAAUGAAGAAGAUGAGCAAGUGUGGUGGCCCCGUUGAUAGCCAGCAACACGGUUCAUCGUCAACUGGAAAUGCUGGGAGGGACGGAAGGAGAGAAGAUGGGAAGAGCGUAUAUCGGAGGAGAGAAGGUGGGGGGAGAGUAGAUGGGAGGAGAGUAGAUGAGGGCAGAGAAGGUGGGGGAAUGUCCAAGAAGAGCUACAGUGAGCAAAGACAAGGCAACCGUGAAGAUCUUAAGCGUGACAGCCAAAGAAUUCGCAAAUGUCCCGGGAGUGAACGUGGGCAGGCAGGUCGGGGCGAACAUGGGAAUGACACUGCUGAGGACUCGGGUGUGAAGAUGAGUGAUGGUGAUAAGAGUAGAAGGGGUGAUGAUGGGGAGUACAAGGAGGCGGAUAUGCUUAGAGUGUUGGCCGAGAGAUUAAGUGAGGCAAAGUGCAGAAGUGGGAAGAGGCAAAUGUCGUUGAUCGUGCGAAACGGACGGCUCAAGAUGACAGCUUGGCGGGGCAAGAUCGUGGUGAUGUGGCUUGGUCGUCUCGGCGAUUGGAGGAUGGCAGUGGAGUUUGUGAAAUGGAUGGAAAGGAGGUCUUCUGCUGAUCGAAGGCCAAACAGCUGGACGUACAUGGAACUUCUGAAAAUCCUGAAGAAACAUCGCCGGUCUGCAGAAGCUCUAGAAGUUCUGGAAAAGGCGAAGAUUCUUCUCAACACCGAAGGUGUAUCAGGGACACAGCUUUAUAAUUUGGUGGUGGGGACUCUAGGACGUGUAGGGGAGACGGAGCGAGUCCUGGGUUUGAUGGAGGAGAUGAAGGAAAAUGCAAGGAGGGAGAGGAGCAAAGAGCAAGAGAUGAGGAGAAAGGAGGAGGAGGUGAGGAGGGAGUUCAUUCGUAGACGUCUGAAGGACAGUGGAAGACUCAAAGAUCUGUCAUCUUUGGAAGACUACUGGAAGCAGAAAGGUAUCACAGGAGGAGGUGGAGGAGGAGGAGAAGGAGAAAGGGGGGUGGAAGGGGAUGAAGAGAGGAGGGAGUUUAUGCAGAGACUAGUGGAGGAGAGGAGGAUUCAAGGUCUGUCAUCCUCCGGAGAGUCUCGGGAGCAGAGCGGAAGGAGAGGAAGAGGUGAGGGUGAUAUGGGAGGAACAAGAGGGAAGCUUGAAAGUAGGAGGGAGUUUGUGAGAAGAGGUCUGAAAGAGAGUGUGGAGUCUGAAGAAGACAUCUCGUCCUUGAAAGAGUCGGGCAAUCAGAAGAAUGGCAUGAGAGGAGGCGGUGGAGGAGAGGGAGAAGGAAAGGUUGGUGAUGCGUUGGGUGAGUCUUUUGACAUGCAUGGCUCUGACAUGCAAAGGACCGAUGCGGGGGAGCACAACGACACAACAGGAGAAAGUGGACAAGGGAACAAGGAAGAUAGCGAAGGAGGAGGAGGAGGAGAGGAAAAGGAGGAGAGGAGUGAGCAUGUAAGAAGAGAUCUGCAAGAGAGUUUGAUGCUUGAAGAUGUGGCAUCCUUGGAAGAGUGCAGGAAUCAGAAGGAUGACUUGAUAGGGAUCAGGCCAGGAGGAGGAGGAGGAGGAGGAGAGGAUCUUGACGAUGUGUUUGUUGACAUGUAUGGUCCCGAUGUUCACACAUAUAAUGCAGCAUUCAAUGCAUGUACAAGUGGCGGAGAGAAGAAGAGAGCCUUAUCUAUAUUUCGAAGAAUGAUGGAUGAAGGGGUUGUCCCAAAUUCUGUUACGUAUGGCCUGUUGAUUGAGGUUAUGAGUAGGGCUCGUGACUGGAAAACUGCCAAAGGGUUGUUUGAAGAUAUGCUGAGGCAGAAACUGGAACCUUCUCUAGAGAUUUAUCAGGGGUUGAUGAGGGCAAGUGCCAGUGCUGGAAACUUGGAAGGUGCUCUCUGGGUAAUGGAGGAGAUGGCAGGCAGAGGGAUCGCUCCCGAUAGAACUGUGUACUCCGGACUAGCUUUCGCAUUUGGUGCCGCAGGCCAGUGGAAGAGAGCCAUUCAGAUCGUCAACGAGAUGACAAAUCAGUUUCAUAAGGACUGGACGUACGAGGACGAAGUCAUUACUUACACAGGGCUGAUCAGAGCUUGUCAGAAAACAGGGAAAUGGCAAGAUUCGAUAGCAGUGUUUGAGUAUAUGAAGAAAGGUGUUUGCCCGCCUAAUGUAGGCACGUGCAAUCUGAUGAUCUCUCUUUAUGGGAGAGUGGGGAUGUUUGAGAAGGCCAAAGAAGUGUAUGAGGGGGUUAGAAGAGGGGGUCGAGACUUGUUUGUUGCUGGUGCAGACCCUGAAGCACUAGUGGCAGAAGAUGUUGCAGGUAACUCAGGAAGGAUGUCAGACGAUGCAGCACAAUGCUCUGCAUCAGCGAGCCAGGCUCUUGAUCCUCCAGCAUUCACAUCUCAUCAAGGCGCUGCAGCUGAUGCCGCAGCGCCUGUGUUGGAAAGUGUCGCGGGUGCUGCAGAUUUCAUGUCAGAACGAGUGGCAGAGUGCUUGUCAGAAGGCGAGGAUCUAGAUAUUCCAGUAGGUUUGAGAACACAGAAUGCUGUAAAUGCCCGAGCAGGGUGCAUGGUGGAGGACGCUGCUGAAGGUGCAUCAACCUUCCUGGCUGAAAAUGCUGACCAAGGAGCAGCAGAGUUUACGUCUGCAGGCGUUACAGAUCCUGAUCAGGUCGGGUCAGACAAUGCUGUAGAUAGUAUGUCUGCAGACAUUACAGAUCCCGAUCAAUUCAGGUCAGGUAAUGCUGUAGAUAGGAUGUCUGCAGAUGCUACAGAUCCCGAUCAGUUUAGGUCAGGUAGUGGUGUAGAUAGUGUGCCUGCAGGUGUUGCAGAUCCCAAUCGGUCAGGUAGUGCUGUAGAUAGUUCAAGCGGACUCGAGUCAAAAGAAGCUUCUCGGCAGAGAAAACUUAGGAGGAGGGUGCUGCACAAAGGGAGAGAGAGGCUGAGUGCUGAUGAUUACACUUUCCAAGCCAUGCUCACAGCUUGUGUGCUGACAGGAGAAUGGGCGUUUGCUCAUGAGGUUCACAGGUCCAUUGUCAGGUUUGGAUCUCAGCCACAACGUGCACUCCUCAGCAGUUGGCUGAGUGCUUGCGCCAAAGCCGACCAGCAUCAGCUUGCUGUCCAGAUUCUGAGGACGAUGGAGAGUGCAGAUCCAAUCUCCUGCGCUGCAGCAACACACAGCUAUGCUGUUUCACUCGUCAGAAGGCGUAGGUUGGAGCAAGCCAAGGACUUCUUGUUUCAGCUUGCCACGGAUAGAGUCUUUGCCAGCACGCUCGAUGUCAAAAAGACGUGGCAUCUUGUUGUCAGGUUCAUGGCUGCCCAAGGGAAAGCCGACCUGGCAACCGAAACAAUCAGCCGCAUGAUUGAGAUCGGGGUCGGUCUUGAUGGUUCACUGUUCGCUGUCGUGAUUAGAGUGCUAGUCAGGACAAGCGGAGGAGAGGGGGGGCUUAGGAAAGCAGUAGACUUGUUGAAGAAGAUGGAGGGAGAGGGCUUUCGUGCGGACGUUGGACUUUGCGCCGCACUGGUUAGGGCGCUGGCCAAAGAAGGUUUGUGGGCAGAGGUUCCCCAUCUUGCAUCUGGGGACUCAUUUCGGUGUGCAUUUAGUAAUGGAAUCAUUGAGAAGUUGAUGCGGAAGGCACAGCAAGAGAUUGGGAGGGGAGGGAGUUCACUCAACCUUCAGGAAGACUCUGGCAAAACACAGGUUGUGACCAGUUGUUCCAGUCCUUGUGAAUAGUAAUCCUACAUGGCAUAAGCAUGAAAACUGGUCCCGAACGGAAAAUG
Chara braunii is the source of this 4824-nucleotide messenger RNA. The record is from the annotation of a GenBank genome assembly. Lineage: Eukaryota; Viridiplantae; Streptophyta; Charophyceae; Charales; Characeae.